UCCCUUUGUCCUGCAGCUGAUUCGGAAAACUUUUCUUUUGUUUAAACCGAAAAUCAUCCGGAAGACGUUAGUCACAGCUUCUGCACUAAAACUCGAACCUCAGUUGGUUUUUGCUCGCUUAGAUCUCAACUCGGAUCAAAUGUUCCUUCGGGUCCCUCUCACCACACAAGCGGUGCCAAGAACACACAUUGGAAAACCUCACAUCAUUUUCAUGAGGACAGCAGGCAAUUAUAUUUCCAGCAUGGUUUAAACCAGCUCUCUGCAAAUAUCGUCGUGGAAAACAAUGGAUUCUAGGUACAAGAGUGGGCACCUACUUUUUGUCUUGGAAUACUGUGGCAAAGUCUAGCUGUAUUCUCCACUCUUGGGAGCCCCUUUUCGGAGGCAUCCAGUUCCCGAAGCCAUUAUCAUCCCUCCCAGGCCCAGCCGUUGAGGCAGAAGAAGCAACAGACGGUGAGAAGAGGAUAAAGUCAUGCCAUGUGGUCUCUAAGGAAAAGCAAACAGCAACUGAAAUCGGACUGUUCUUUUGGAUAUCCGGUUCUGAGCCCGUCUCGUUUGCAACAUAAGAAUUGCUCUGUCCUUUCUGGGCAGCCAGAAAGUGCUUCAUACCCUCUUUUACUGCCUGACUCCACCUCCCAUGAGGGAAGGCCCUCUAAAUCGAAUUCUACAAGCCCUUUCAAUGAGUCAUGGCCCUCAACUGAACGCAGUUCUUCCUCCCUGACUCCAGAAGGAAAAAAGGAUCUUCCAGCAGAGACUAAGACCCUGGAUGCACAAAGGCUCCCGGAUUCUGCCUCAGACGGUGAAUCCAUUGUUGCCAAGUAUAUUGAACGGUUCCGCCACGGGAAGCCCACUGAUCGUAAAGAGCGCUCGGCGUCUAGUGGCGGUUCAACUGAGUUUUGGUGGCUUAGCCACUCAUUUCUCCCAGAUGUAGAAAGCUCUAAGAAGGCGGCAUCGCCAUCUUCAGAUAACAGCCAAAGUGAAGUGGGGUUAUCUCUUUUCAGUCCCAUCCUGGCUCAAACUGCCUUGGGAGAAAUGCAAGCUGCUUCUGCAUUUGAUGCUGAGACCGUGAGCCUGCAGGAAAGAGCAGCUAGGAUCAUAAGCAGAAGCGUCUCACCACCAAAUAGUUUCCGGUCCGGGGGGCUUGAUUCUACUGCUACAUCCACCAACCCAAAUAGCACCCCAGACUUGCCUCAACAUGCUCUACGACACCCUGCAGCACACCAAGUGAAAGAAAGCUUAGUUCUUCCUUAUCAUACCAGUCCAAGUUCUAAUGUAGCCCACUCUUUAAAACCAGAAGAUGACAUCCUAUUCCAGUGGCGCCUGCGCCGGAAGAUGGAGGAAGCAAGCAAAGCCGCUGCUGCAAUGCCUCCUGAGGUUUGGAGGAAUCCGUGCUUCCAACCAACCUGCGCCUCUGGAAAAAUGGAAAGAGAAGUUCUGAAGUCAGCUGAGCCAACCCCUCGGAGGGACGAAGACCAAAAAGUGUUGUCAACUUCCGAGCCCCACUUAGAUAUUAAAUGUACCCAGAGUCAGUGCCAUCCUUGCUCCUGUGCAGGCAUGCCGAGGACUGGAGUCACUUCUGGGCAGCUUAUUUUAACUAUUCCCUCCGGGAAUGGGAUAGUGGUAACUAGAGGCCCUGAAUGCAGAGAUGAGCCCAUUGUGAAGGAUCCAACCCCACAAAAAGAUCGCCUUCCUGAUUACCUGGAAACUUCUCCUUCAAGACCUGCAAAAGCUAAUGAGUCUUUGGGCCAAACAACUUCACGUCAUGUUCAACAGGCAGCUCCAUCUGACCAGGGAAGGCACCUGGAACUCAGCAGCAGACCAGGGCUGUGCAGAGUCAAGCAGAGACAAGCAAAACCAAUUCCCGACCCCAGACAGCCAACACGCAGCCCCACAAAGCAUCCAGUUCAACACGUACUAUCAGAGGUAGUUGCCGAAAGGCUUUUCUCCCCACCUGACUCUCCAGCUGUUCCUCAGGACAAACCAAAGAGAAGCUCAAGGACUUUGGGUCCAGAGGAGGCUAUUCCAAAGAACGUUGUCACCCCCUCCCAUCCCCAACUCCUGAACAUGGCUGCUCAACUGCUGGAGCAGGCUGAAGACUCAGAUGGCUUGGAAUUUGAAGACGACCCUCUGUUACAAGUGUUGAGAAGUCAGAGGGAAUCAUUGCGCAAUGAGCUUCGAGCUGUGGAUUUCCAGAUCAUUCAGCUGGAAAGUAACUCCUUUGAUCAGGGCGUCUCUCACCAGUGACUACCUCCUGUGCUCGCUUUGUUGAACCUUGGGUGGUUUAAGGUCCCUCCCUCAAGGCAUUGCUUGAGUCCAGCUUUAUCAGGCACUUCAGGAUGAAUUCAGUCGAAGGGUUUUGAAGGUGCUUUUUUAUUUAUUUUUUUAUUAACCGUAGUGGUUUUCCGAUGUCUGCCUGCCUUUAGCAGGCCAGCCUUUUCCUAGAAGAUAGCUGGGAUUGCAGAAUAGCCAAGCGAUGAUGUGUAGGGAUGCCUCCACUUUAUAUCUGGUGUGCUGUUUCCAUGGUUUCGGUGUAUAUUUUGUGUUGCAUUUAAAAUAAAUGUGUAUUUUUGGAUCAAAACAAAUUGUGGUAAUUUGCAGUGUACACUCUAUCCAGAUACAUCGCGUCUAAUGAAAAGUGGAUCAAUGGAGUCCAAACUCAUCUGUCUUGGAGAAAUGGGAAUGAAUAUUUCCCUGUGCAAAGAACAAAGGGAACCUUUUGGGGAAGGGGGGGAAAAAGAGUAUUUCUUUUGGAACAUAAAAGAAGGCUAAAGAUCUCACCCUCCAACCCAAAUUAAGUUUAGCUUGUUCCUUUUUUUUAUUCCACCUUUUCAGUUGAUAGUCCAAACAUCAAAAUGUUUUCAAAAAUCCACAAAACCCGUUAAUGACAUUUUUUAGCAAAACAAUUAGAUCUGCUGGGAAACCCAUACGAGAUCAAAAACAGGACCAGAAUUCAAGCUGGAGAAGACAGGAAAAUAAACAGAUGAACAGAGCCUACAAAAGAAAAUAAACACAGGCCAGCUUUAGUCUGAGAAGGAUGUCUCACAGUGAUGGGUCUUUUAGUGAGGGGGUCAUGAUUCUUGCCUGCCUAACUUAUUUAUAUGUAAAGAAAUUGUUAAUUGUCUUGAGCGUUGGGUGGGAAACGAAGUUCCAAAGUGCAGGUUCAAAAUUCUUUUGCAACUACUGAUUUACUGAACAUACCUUACCCAACAGCAUGUAAAUUAACUUCAGUUGCAUUCAAGUGUGAACUGCUUGCAUUGUUUUUCUAGGCUUUCUCCUUUUUUUAGCUCACCCAA
Thamnophis elegans (Western terrestrial garter snake) is the source of this 3290-nucleotide messenger RNA. RefSeq names its product proline and serine rich 3 (gene PROSER3). The coding region runs from base 475 to 2241 and encodes 588 amino acids. Lineage: Eukaryota; Metazoa; Chordata; Lepidosauria; Squamata; Natricidae. The record is from RefSeq and is a predicted model, not a curated record. The transcript is spliced from 13 exons.